Caenorhabditis sp. 36 PRJEB53466 is the source of this 3060-nucleotide messenger RNA. NCBI's taxonomy places the organism in Eukaryota, Metazoa, Nematoda, Chromadorea, Rhabditida, Rhabditidae. The record is from the annotation of a GenBank genome assembly.
AUGGUCAAUCUACUCGACAAACGUCUGUUUUUCGCGGCGAGGCGAUGCUACUACACCGAUGGAAUCACAUUUCUCAUGGUUAUUUGGUACGUGGCGGCUCUCUUCUUUCUCUGGAUAACGAUCACUUUUCAGUCCGUCCACUGGACAAACGCUCAAGGUCACCGAGAAAAAGCUAUCGGAACAGGGAAUUCGACUCGGAGACUUCAUUUUCGCUAACGGAUCGCCGGAGAAUGUGAAAGAGUACACAGUGACCGAUUAUCAGUUGGACAUUCGAAUUGACGGCAAUUUUGCGAUGGUAAGUGAGCAAACAAUGCAUUCGCACACCGCCGUCUCGUCAACACAGGCGCACAAUGAGAAAAUGGGGCGGAAACGAGACGAAUUCACCUACGGAAUAGUGCCCAGAGCUAAAUGUUCAGUUCAGUCUUUUACUUUUUUCAGAUUGAAAACCUAACAGCGGAUUUGGUAAAAGAGAACGGAAUGCUGGUGUUCAAAACGAAACAAUUAGGAUUGGUGAAGUCGCUGGAUCAAUCGUUGGCUCUCGGAAAGUAUCGGAUUACGGUCAGAGCGUGCACCUCUUCCGACAACUCGCCCACCGCCUUCAACAACUAUUCGUUCUGUGCGGAAGCCAACGAGAAGCUCCGGGACACCGCUUACAUUCCCCGUCUCUACCCUUCCUACGCACCUCUUCCAUCUCUCCCAACUGCCUGGGACUCAUUUCCUAGUCCAGAUGAACCACUGCCCAACAUCGAUCAACUGAAUCUGAGCUCUUUGUUCAACAAUUUCUCCACCAUAUCCAGUUCGUUCAAGAUGCCCGGUUCAUCGGAUGCACCUUCGGAACCAAUUCCGCCGGUCUCUACCUUCCGAACGUGCCUAAUGCCUCCAGCUGAUAGUGAAUCUCCCGAAAACGUAACAGUGGGCGCUGGUUUCAAGGUGAAAGAGUCACCGAUCCGAAAAACGGUAAGUCAAUGCAAAGUCUCUUCAAUGUCGGCUGGUUUCAUUUCAGAUGAGAGCGUUCGUGAUUUUUCGGAUUAAAAAAGACGACUCUAAUAUCCACUACAUUUGGGUUUGUGACAUUCAGAGGUUAGUUGCGCUCCGAAUUCACACAGUUCACAUACGUUCGACAUCUCAGACGCUUCCAAUUCAUUUCAAAACAUCAUGAACUUGAUAUUGGCCACUUUUUCGAGGGACAAUUCGAACAAAUGGUGAUCCUCUAAACUAUAUCGUUCUUCUACUAGCAUCUUUUCAGCCAAACGGAAUAUGGUCCCAGAGAUAUACGAAAUACGAGCGGCCAAUUGAUGCAUUCAUUGAAGGAUGUGUGAACAAGGGACGGGUUGAGCUGACUGUGACUAUCUCGAAUUACGAGCCAGUUGGCGAAGGGAGAAAGUACGCGCAAGUACGUGCAGAACACAUUGGAGUCAUUGUGAGUCAUAUCUCAGCGGCCGAUAGAGAUAUCAAAAAGAUUUCAAUUAACAAAUUGCGUAUUAUAAAAUUGUGCACAUUUCACCAGUUGACACAUUUUUGGUAUCUCUAUCGGCAACCGAAAUAUAUCGUUAUGAAUAAGUAUCAUUUUCAGAUGGACGUAUACUCCAAACUACCUGUCAACUGUCAGGAACGACAAGCGAGAAUUCAACAGAGCAGAUUAGACAACAAUCUUUUUGUAUGGGCUAUUGUCGGAAUCUAACUCACUUUUGUACUGUCGUCCAAAGAACUUUGUCAGACUUUUCGAUUUCGCGAUCAUUCUAGAUCGAAGAGUACAGUCUAGAGUUCUAUUUUUUCCAUUUUCUCGAUAACUUUCUCGUCCGGUUCAAUAUAAAUCACUGUUUCGGUUUUCACAGAAGAGUUGUUGAGUUGACUUGUCUCUGAAAGUUUUCUUGAUAUUGUGAGUCUUAAAGAUGUCCUGGCCACGUCAUACCAAGAAGAUACGAGUUCAAAAGGUGAUAUUAUCGUUCGCAUCUUUUGAUAAAACUAGAAUUUGCACAUGAAUAGCCCCAAUCCGCUUGAUAAACCAGCAAACAUCGAGACACACAACAGAAAAGUCGAUGAUUUUCCAGUUCUUUCUUAUUUUUCACUUUUUCGCGCAGAAUCUCGCUGCAAAUUGGCCGGUGAGUGAGCUGGAUGGACCCACCGGUUAACUGAUCCAUCUAGACAUGUUCCGCCACAACAAACUGUCCCCCAGGGGGUCUAUGGACUGAAUGGACGGUCACCGGAAGGCAGGAAUGCGCCGGAAAAUGCGGAUCUUGUGAUGCACUCUUCUACACGAGAACUUGCGCUUCUUCGAGUGCUGGGUGUGAAUGCGAGUGAGUCAAUCGGUAUCCUAGGCUGUAUUGAGCUUCCAUUUAAAGUAUUUCCAUCUUCCAGAGGCGCCAUCUCCAAAUACGAGCGUUGCAACACUCAAACCUGUGCCUAUCCUGCUCAACGGACGUGCUGCAUCCCGUACGUGCCGAUGCUCAUCAACGGAUCGAUGCAGUGCGGGCCAAUCCCGAAACAAACCUCCAAAUACACGCCUUGCUGUCCGAUCGGUGGUCUUUGGAGUAAAUGGAGUGGUUUUGCGAGGAACUCGGCCGAUACCGCUUGGAUUCGAACCCGCAAGUGUGCGUCAGCAUCGGCGGGAUGUUCCUGUGUUGGCGAGAGCGUCGAGAGUCAGACUGAUUGUCCGUGUGUCUAUGAGAUGGAUCAAAUCGACCGGUGUGCAGGCAGCCAGGGAAGAGUUCGAGGCAACACGUUGGAGAGCGAUCACGCCACUUGCAAGUACGUGGCGAACAUUUUGGCGAAGAAUAAUGGUGGCACGGCGUGCAACAAGUACACUACUUACAGUAAGAGACAUCCUACCAUCCUUUCCCACUUUUAUUUUCAGCUUCGUAUAAUUAUGUAUCGGCACUGGCGAUCGUGUACAAAGGAGAGACAAGCUGUGAGAUGGACCGACCAUUCCACUGCAACGCUCCGACUGGCGACAGAAUGCCGUUCACUCUGACGUGUGACCUGGAAACUCAGUACUGGCGGUAUGAUUUCAAUGGCCGCGAGAUCGAGGGAUGGCUUCAGUUGUACCUCAAUCCCAAUUGA